GAACAGAGAGCCCUGAGAGUAUUUCACGAUGGUUACUUACCCCUUCUCCCUGGCAAAAGCAAAGCAGAUUUUUCUCAGAUCUUUACAGUGAGAAUCUGACAGGAUUCACAGAGGUAAAACUGAGGUAAGUAUUGAGGCCCCUCUCAGACUGAGCCUCCUUGGAGUUUUUUAACUCUCAAGCUAGUCUGCACUGAGCCUCCAGCAAUUCCCCAAUUACAGUUAAGUGUUCCUACUGAUGUUGGCUCCAGCUGUGAAACUAGCUUCAGCUUCUGGCUUCUGUGCCUGGGCUCUACUCCUGGUAAACUGUGAUUCUCUGAAAAGCUGUGAUUCUCUGUAUCUAUCUGUCUGUCUCUCCAGUUUUUAGGGCAGUGGUUUUUCCUGUGACCUCAAUUCUCUGGUGGAUCUAAGAAGAGUUACUGAUUUCAGUUUGCUUAGCUUUUUUUUUUCUUGUUGUGAGGAUGGGAGUGACAACUUCCAAGCUCUUUACAUGUUGAACAGGAAACUGAAAGCCCCUUGGUGUUCCUUUGUAAAUUCAUCUUAAAAAUAUUUAUCAUAAUUGAAAAGUGCUAAUAUCAAAUUUUCAGUCUGUUUAUAUUCCCCCUAAACUCAGAUAAAUAUACAUUUUAUUUUGUGUGUCUGUGUGUGUGGGUUUUGUUGUUGUUGUUUGUUUUUUGUGUUUUUUUUUUUAAGAUAUAGGGUCUUGCUCUGUCAAGGCUGGAGUGCAGUGGCACAAUCGUACAUCUCUGCAGCCUCGAACUCCUGGGAGAAAGUGAUCCUCCCGCUUUAGCCUUCAGAGUAGCUACGACUACAGGCACUAACCACCAAGCCCAGCUAAUUUUUAAAAUUUUUUGUAGAGAUGGGAGUUUCACUUUGUUGCCCAGGCUGGUCUCAAACUCUUGGCCUCAAGUGAUCCUCCUGCCUCAGCCUCCCAAAAUGUUGGAAUUACAGAUACUUUGUGUCUUGAUUCUUGAAAGGAAAAAACAAAGAUUUUUAAUGCCUCUUAUCUUGUACGCACUUUCCUUCCAAACAAUACCCUUUUGCUGCCAUUGUUCUCAUUAUGAAUAGCUUAAAGAAAAAGAAACAAUUAAGGGUAGUAAUAGGCCAGGAAUCACUUACUGAAUACUAGGUCUUCUUGUAUAGUUUGAUACCCUAUAAAUUGUGUGCAUCUGAUGCAUUUCACCUUCAAAAGGCUCAAUGCUCUGUAUUAUUUAGUAGUAAUCAAAAUUUCAAGUUUUACUUAGCCUCCUGAUUCACUGCCCAAUUUCCUAAUAAAUACGGGCUAAGGGUCAAUGGGGUCAUUUGCAAGUAAUCUUGUAGUCUACUCAGAAAGUUCUGCAAAGUUAGAAAGUGAUUAAAUGACUGUUUGUUAAGAUAUACUUACAUAGUAAUAACCUAAAUGCAUUUGUUAAGUGGUUGUAGAGAGAGGGAUUUAAAAUUUUAUCCUAUAUGAAAUUUUCCUUUUUGGUGUCUGUUAUUUAAUAGGAUUGUUUGAAUUAGGGGAUACUAUUUGGUGCCUUUGUAACUAUAUGAAAAUUAGUUGGUUGAAUAUUACUGCUUUCCAUGUUCAUAUUUAUAUUUGUAGAGACAUAUAUAUACAUACACAUAUACUACUUUCCUUUCCAUUUUCAUAUUUAUAUUUGUGUAUACACAUAUACAUAAACAUAUAUUUUAUACAUUUUUGAAAAGGAAAAUUAACUUAAGGGCAAAUUUAAUGAAUAUUCAAAAAUUUUUUUGAUCAAAUUAUCAUUCUGCUUUAAACUUUUGAAAUGAUCCAAAAAAUUUUUAAAUGACUUAGAUUUACUGUUACAAAAUGCUUGUCUUUUGAUGUCACAAACAUUAUAUACUAUAAUCACUGGCCAGAGAGAAUUGCUAUAAGUAUAAUGAAAAGGGAAAUGAUGGAAGAUCUCUGCAGCUAUCCUCAUAAAUGAGGGUGGGAACACGAUGGAUAGUUCCAAAGUUGAAAAUAGAGAAUAUAUGUGGAUUUAUAUUAACAUAAUUGGUAUUCUUGGAUAGUUAAAAAUGGCUAAACUGUAGAAGCCCGAGUAAUUACUGUUAACAGAGGAAUAAAUUUGAGGGCAAUAAUAAUGAUGAUAGGCCAGGCACUGUGGCUCAUGCCUGUAAUCCCAGCACUUUGGGAACCCGAGGCGAGCGGACCACCUGAGGUCAGGAGUUCGAGAGCAGCCUGGCCAACAUGGUGAAACCUCGUCUCUACUAAAAAUAGAAAAAUUAUCCAAGUGUGGUGGUGGGUGCCUGUAAUCCCAGCUACUUGGGAGGCUGAGGCAGGAGAAUCACUUGUACCUGGGAGGCGGAGUUGCAGUGAGCCGAAAUCGCGCCACUGCGCUCCAGCCUGUGGGCCAGAGCGAGACUCCGCCUCAAAAUAAUAAUAAUGAUAAUAAUAAUAACGCCACCAACAAUACUAAGAGCUAACAUUUACUGAGUGCUUACUAUGUACCAGAUAUUGUUCUAAGUAUACAUUUAUUAUCUCAUUUAACCAUCCAUAAUACUGUGGUAUAGACACUUUUAUAUCCAUUUUAUAAAUAAGUAAACUGAGUUAUGGAGAGAUUAAACGACUUGCCAGUAAGAUUCAAAGCCUGUGUACAAGCUCACGCUUGAUUCUGGAGCCAGUGUUCUUAACACAGUAUCUUGAGAAUGUUAAACUAAAAAGUUUUUAAUUUACAGAAUUAUUCUUUCCACAAUUAAAAAAGAAAUUAUGAGUAAUUAUUUUUAGUUCUUUCUUCUCUUCAGGCAUUUCCCAUGGUUCUUUUCAAGACAUAAUACAUAUCAUUUAGUGUUGUAGAUCUGAAAAAACAAAAGUAGCGUGAAGAUCAAAAAUUUUCUAAAGAGACGGAGUCUCGCUACGUUCCCUAGGCUGGAACACCCAGGCUCAAGGGAUCCUCCAGCCUCACACCUCUGAGUAGCUGGAACCACCCUGUCCGCUAAGGUCAAUGUUUAAUCGUAUCUUUGUAGGUCUACUGACCAGUUAAAAAGAGGUGCUGUAUACAUUGGUUGUUGUCUUGUCAGAGUUUGAUGCUUCUAUAUAGACCAUUGUUUUUACAUGCUAAUACAAUUGAAAGCCACUACAGAUAUUUAUAUUUACAACCCAAAGCUAGGUUUUAACAAGAAACUCAUAAGGCAAAGGUGAGAAGUAAAAUAACUUAGCGCCAAGUGGAGAUAUAUGUGCAAUGCUACUUUGUUGGUCUCAAAAUAUAUUUUUCUUUUAGAAGACUGACAGGCUUGAAGUUUAUGCCUCCAAAGACAAAAGUGAUUACGUUUUGUUUAGUAGCUUGCAAAGUUGCCAAAGGCCAUUUUUUCUACUCUUUCCCUGAAAUUGGUUUAUAUGCUUAUUAAAGUCAUUUAUACCUAUUUGCAAAUGCUUAACAUAGUUUCAGAUUUUAAGAUUUCCCUGCAACUUUAUUUCCCUUGAAGUUUACAGCAACAGGAGUUCAUUUUUAUUUUUAAUUGCAUUUAUUCAGUAAGUAAACUCCGCCACAGAAAAACUUAGUAGACAAGGUGAGUUCCCCUGUGCUCCGUGGCAAAGAGUGCGGUGGGUGACAUUGACCCAUGGUUAGGUAAUCUGGUAAGGAAAGACCCCGUUGUAACACAUCUGAGCAACGAGACCAAAGGAAGGGCUUGCUGCCACGAGGCGAAGUCUGCUUUUUUGAACAGAGAGCUCAGCAGAGUUGGGCGGCAAUCAUGCCCAGCACUGCGGCCGAGGAGAAAGAGAGCAGGAGUAUUACAUUACUGCACCAAGAGUAGGAAAAUAUGAUGCAUGUUUGGGACCAGGCAACCGAAAUCCCUUCUCAGCAGCGCCUCCCAAAGCCGGGCACCGCCUUCCUUCGGAGAAGGCGCAGAGUCCCCAGACUCGGGCUGAGCCGCACCCCCAUCUCCUUUCUCUUUCCUCCGCCGCUAAACACAGACGAGCACGUGAGCGCCGCAGCCCGUCCCAGCUGUGCCUCAGCUGACCGCCUCCUGAUUGGCUGAGAGCGGCGUGGGCUGGGGUGGGGACUUGCCGCCUGCGUCGCUCGCCAUUGGAUCUCGAGGAACCCGCCUCCACCUCAGGUGAGGCGGGCUUGCGGGAGCGCGCGCCGGCCUGGGCAGGCGAGCGGGCGCGCUCCCGCCCCCUCUCCCCUCCCCGCGCGCCCGAGCGCGCCUCCGCCCUUGCCCGCCCCCUGACGCUGCCUCAGCUCCUCAGUGCACAGUGCUGCCUUGUCUGAGGGGACAGGAGGAUCACCCUCGUCGUCGCUUCGGCCAGUGCGUCGGGCUGGGCCCUGACAAGCCACCUGAGGAGAGGCUCGGAGCCGGGCCCGGACCCCGGGGAUUGCCGCCCGCUUCUCUCUAGUCUCACGAGGGGUUUCCCGCCUCGCACCCCCACCUCUGGACUUGCCUUUCCUUCUCUCUCCGCGUGUGGAGGGAGCCAGCGCUUAGGCCGGAGCGAGCCUGGGGGCCGCCCGCCGUGAAGACAUCGCGGGGACCGAUUCACCAUGGAGGGCGCCGGCGGCGCGAACGACAAGAAAAAGAUAAGUUCUGAACGUCGAAAAGAAAAGUCUCGAGAUGCAGCCAGAUCUCGGCGAAGUAAAGAAUCUGAAGUUUUUUAUGAGCUUGCUCAUCAGUUGCCACUUCCACAUAAUGUGAGUUCGCAUCUUGAUAAGGCCUCUGUGAUGAGGCUUACCAUCAGCUAUUUGCGUGUGAGGAAACUUCUGGAUGCUGGUGAUUUGGAUAUUGAAGAUGACAUGAAAGCACAGAUGAAUUGCUUUUAUUUGAAAGCCUUGGAUGGUUUUGUUAUGGUUCUCACAGAUGAUGGUGACAUGAUUUACAUUUCUGAUAAUGUGAACAAAUACAUGGGAUUAACUCAGUUUGAACUAACUGGACACAGUGUGUUUGAUUUUACUCAUCCAUGUGACCAUGAGGAAAUGAGAGAAAUGCUUACACACAGAAAUGGCCUUGUGAAAAAGGGUAAAGAACAAAACACACAGCGAAGCUUUUUUCUCAGAAUGAAGUGUACCCUAACUAGCCGAGGAAGAACUAUGAACAUAAAGUCUGCAACAUGGAAGGUAUUGCACUGCACAGGCCACAUUCACGUAUAUGAUACCAACAGUAACCAACCUCAGUGUGGGUAUAAGAAACCACCUAUGACCUGCUUGGUGCUGAUUUGUGAACCCAUUCCUCACCCAUCAAAUAUUGAAAUUCCUUUAGAUAGCAAGACUUUCCUCAGUCGACACAGCCUGGAUAUGAAAUUUUCUUAUUGUGACGAAAGAAUUACCGAAUUGAUGGGAUAUGAGCCAGAAGAACUUUUAGGCCGCUCAAUUUAUGAAUAUUAUCAUGCUUUGGACUCUGAUCAUCUGACCAAAACUCAUCAUGAUAUGUUUACUAAAGGACAAGUCACCACAGGACAGUACAGGAUGCUUGCCAAAAGAGGUGGAUAUGUCUGGGUUGAAACUCAAGCAACUGUCAUAUAUAACACCAAGAAUUCUCAACCACAGUGCAUUGUAUGUGUGAAUUACGUUGUGAGUGGUAUUAUUCAGCACGACUUGAUUUUCUCCCUUCAACAAACAGAAUGUGUCCUUAAACCGGUUGAAUCUUCAGAUAUGAAAAUGACUCAGCUAUUCACCAAAGUUGAAUCAGAAGAUACAAGUAGCCUCUUUGACAAACUUAAGAAGGAACCUGAUGCUUUAACUUUGCUGGCCCCAGCCGCUGGAGACACAAUCAUAUCUUUAGAUUUUGGCAGCAACGACACAGAAACUGAUGACCAGCAACUUGAGGAAGUACCAUUAUAUAAUGAUGUAAUGCUCCCCUCACCCAACGAAAAAUUACAGAAUAUAAAUUUGGCAAUGUCUCCAUUACCUACCGCUGAAACGCCAAAGCCACUUCGAAGUAGUGCUGACCCUGCACUCAAUCAAGAAGUUGCAUUAAAAUUAGAACCAAAUCCAGAGUCACUGGAACUUUCUUUUACCAUGCCCCAGAUUCAGGAUCAGACACCUAGUCCUUCCGAUGGAAGCACUAGACAAAGUUCACCUGAGCCUAAUAGUCCCAGUGAAUAUUGUUUUUAUGUGGAUAGUGAUAUGGUCAAUGAAUUCAAGUUGGAAUUGGUAGAAAAACUUUUUGCUGAAGACACAGAAGCAAAGAACCCAUUUUCUACUCAGGACACAGAUUUAGACUUGGAGAUGUUAGCUCCCUAUAUCCCAAUGGAUGAUGACUUCCAGUUACGUUCCUUCGAUCAGUUGUCACCAUUAGAAAGCAGUUCCGCAAGCCCUGAAAGCGCAAGUCCUCAAAGCACAGUUACAGUAUUCCAGCAGACUCAAAUACAAGAACCUACUGCUAAUGCCACCACUACCACUGCCACCACUGAUGAAUUAAAAACAGUGACAAAAGACUGUAUGGAAGACAUUAAAAUAUUGAUUGCAUCUCCAUCUCCUACCCACAUACAUAAAGAAACUACUAGUGCCACAUCAUCACCAUAUAGAGAUACUCAAAGUCGGACAGCCUCACCAAACAGAGCAGGAAAAGGAGUCAUAGAACAGACAGAAAAAUCUCAUCCAAGAAGCCCUAACGUGUUAUCUGUCGCUUUGAGUCAAAGAACUACAGUUCCUGAGGAAGAACUAAAUCCAAAGAUACUAGCUUUGCAGAAUGCUCAGAGAAAGCGAAAAAUGGAACAUGAUGGUUCACUUUUUCAAGCAGUAGGAAUUGGAACAUUAUUACAGCAGCCAGACGAUCAUGCAGCUACUACAUCACUUUCUUGGAAACGUGUAAAAGGAUGCAAAUCUAGUGAACAGAAUGGAAUGGAGCAAAAGACAAUUAUUUUAAUACCCUCUGAUUUAGCAUGUAGACUGCUGGGGCAAUCAAUGGAUGAAAGUGGAUUACCACAGCUGACCAGUUAUGAUUGUGAAGUUAAUGCUCCUAUACAAGGCAGCAGAAACCUACUGCAGGGUGAAGAAUUACUCAGAGCUUUGGAUCAAGUUAACUGAGCUUUUUCAUAAUUUCAUUCCUUUUUUUGGACACUGGUGGCUCAUUACCUAAAGCAGUCUAUUUAUAUUUUCUACAUCUAAUUUUAGAAGCCUGGCUACAAUACUGCACAAACUUGGUUAGUUCAAUUUUGAUCCCCUUUCUACUUAAUUUACAUUAAUGCUCUUUUUUAGUAUGUUCUUUAAUGCUGGAUCACAGACAGCUCAUUUUCUCAGUUUUUUGGUAUUUAAACCAUUGCAUUGCAGUAGCAUCAUUUUUAAAAAUGCACCUUUUUAUUUAUUUAUUUUUGGCUAGGGAGUUUAUCCCUUUUUCGAAUUAUUUUUAAGAAGAUGCCAAUAUAAUUUUUGUAAGAAGGCAGUAACCUUUCAUCAUGAUCAUAGGCAGUUGAAAAAUUUUUACACCUUUUUUUUCACAUUUUACAUAAAUAAUAAUGCUUUGCCAGCAGUACGUGGUAGCCACAAUUGCACAAUAUAUUUUCUUAAAAAAUACCAGCAGUUACUCAUGGAAUAUAUUCUGCGUUUAUAAAACUAGUUUUUAAGAAGAAAUUUUUUUUGGCCUAUGAAAUUGUUAAACCUGGAACAUGACAUUGUUAAUCAUAUAAUAAUGAUUCUUAAAUGCUGUAUGGUUUAUUAUUUAAAUGGGUAAAGCCAUUUACAUAAUAUAGAAAGAUAUGCAUAUAUCUAGAAGGUAUGUGGCAUUUAUUUGGAUAAAAUUCUCAAUUCAGAGAAAUCAUCUGAUGUUUCUAUAGUCACUUUGCCAGCUCAAAAGAAAACAAUACCCUAUGUAGUUGUGGAAGUUUAUGCUAAUAUUGUGUAACUGAUAUUAAACCUAAAUGUUCUGCCUACCCUGUUGGUAUAAAGAUAUUUUGAGCAGACUGUAAACAAGAAAAAAAAACUCAUGCAUUCUUAGCAAAAUUGCCUAGUAUGUUAAUUUGCUCAAAAUACAAUGUUUGAUUUUAUGCACUUUGUCGCUAUUAACAUCCUUUUUUUCAUGUAGAUUUCAAUAAUUGAGUAAUUUUAGAAGCAUUAUUUUAGGAAUAUAUAGUUGUCACAGUAAAUAUCUUGUUUUUUCUAUGUACAUUGUACAAAUUUUUCAUUCCUUUUGCUCUUUGUGGUUGGAUCUAACACUAACUGUAUUGUUUUGUUACAUCAAAUAAACAUCUUCUGUGGACCAGG
Messenger RNA from Pan troglodytes (chimpanzee), 8135 nucleotides. It is a transcript of the gene HIF1A, whose product is annotated as hypoxia inducible factor 1 subunit alpha. Lineage: Eukaryota; Metazoa; Chordata; Mammalia; Primates; Hominidae. Gene Ontology annotation, molecular function: protein dimerization activity; RNA polymerase II transcription regulatory region sequence-specific DNA binding; DNA-binding transcription factor activity, RNA polymerase II-specific. The record is from RefSeq and is a predicted model, not a curated record. Gene Ontology annotation, cellular component: nucleus. Bases 4482 to 6962 code for a protein of 826 amino acids. The transcript has 15 exons. Gene Ontology annotation, biological process: regulation of transcription by RNA polymerase II; cellular response to hypoxia.